Messenger RNA from Dictyostelium discoideum AX4, 273 nucleotides. RefSeq lists its product as hypothetical. NCBI's taxonomy places the organism in Eukaryota, Evosea, Eumycetozoa, Dictyosteliales, Dictyosteliaceae. The record is from RefSeq and is a predicted model, not a curated record. The transcript has a single exon. The coding region runs from base 1 to 273 and encodes 90 amino acids.
AUGGCUACUAAGAUUUCAAUUACCCGUACAUUGGCCACGGUUAAAUCCAUGUCCAACGGUCUGAUGCUUAUUUCACUAACUCGCGGUACUGAUGAAUUCGCCCAAGAAGCUGGUUUCAAUGAUUCCGUUGGGGCGGUUUCUGAUGCGAUCAAAGAAAACUACCAUGGUUUACAAGAUAUCAUUCGUGUGCGUGAAGAUAUCCUUGCUAAAGUGAUAUUGUCCAACGCUAGUACGCUUAUUACCGUAGCUGGCAAAGAAUACACUACACAGUGA